AUGGAGAGAAGGGAAGGGCACGAACGAGGGCGAUGCAAUGCAUCCAUCCAUCCAUCCAUCCAUGCACACAGCUCGACUGGCGGCGUUGGGCUGGGCCACACAACACGCUCUCACGCUCCUCAUGCCCUCACGCUUCCCGCGCGCCGCUUUUGGUGCACAGACACCACGCAUACAUACAUGAUACAUGGCAUGCAGCCGUACGGGAAGCGUGGGAGCCAGACUGUGCGCGCAAGUGACUCGAAAAAAGCGACGAGGGGUGCGCGCGGUUGUCUGGUUGCAAGUGGUCGGGAGCAGCAGAUGGAUGAGUUGGCAGUGCAUUGCAUUGGCAUCGUGCCUCAAACCCCAUCCGGGACGCAAUCGCAUCCACCGGCCAAUCCAUGUCCACCACGAAACCGCCCCAGCCCUCGCCCAAUCUGCGUCGUCCACGCCAUGCGGCAGCAACGAGAUGGAUGCCAGCUCACGCACAAGGGCCCAAUCAGGCGCCGCGCCCGACACCUCCAUGCGUCCCAACGGCUCCCCUUUGCCUUUGCCUCCCAGCCCGUCCAGCAUCUCCCAGCAAGCACCGGCAGUAGCACCAAAAGGCAUGUCCGUCCAACCGCCUCUCGCAUCGCCAUCCGCGCGCGCUCCCUUGUCUUGCCUUGUCUUGCUCUCUCCGUCUCCGUUUCUGCUUCUCUUCCUUGGCCCCCGAGCGCCCCGAUCAAUCACGACAAAACCCGCCCUCUCGGCCAAUGGCCCAGGCAGUUCGUUCGUCUUCCGUCAUGCGCCGCGUCGCCUGACAUGCAACAACCGCGAGCAAGUGUGUCGUGA
Messenger RNA from Trichoderma aggressivum f. europaeum, 807 nucleotides. RefSeq lists its product as uncharacterized. Lineage: Eukaryota; Fungi; Ascomycota; Sordariomycetes; Hypocreales; Hypocreaceae. The transcript has a single exon. The record is from RefSeq and is a predicted model, not a curated record. The coding region runs from base 1 to 807 and encodes 268 amino acids.